This is a messenger RNA of Pongo pygmaeus (Bornean orangutan), 1248 nucleotides long. RefSeq names its product G protein subunit gamma 10 (gene GNG10). Gene Ontology annotation, molecular function: G-protein beta-subunit binding. Bases 82 to 288 code for a protein of 68 amino acids. Gene Ontology annotation, cellular component: heterotrimeric G-protein complex. The record is from RefSeq and is a predicted model, not a curated record. Lineage: Eukaryota; Metazoa; Chordata; Mammalia; Primates; Hominidae. Gene Ontology annotation, biological process: G protein-coupled receptor signaling pathway. The transcript is spliced from 3 exons.
GGGGCGGCACCCGCGCUCGGGGCUGGCGGCUCCUCCCCGCCCGGCCGGGCCCAGCAGCCCUCGGAGCCCAGCGCAGCCGCCAUGUCCUCCGGGGCCAGCGCGAGCGCCCUGCAGCGCUUGGUGGAGCAGCUCAAGUUGGAGGCUGGCGUGGAGAGGAUCAAGGUCUCUCAGGCAGCUGCAGAGCUUCAACAGUACUGUAUGCAGAAUGCCUGCAAGGAUGCCCUGCUGGUGGGUAUUCCAGCUGGAAGUAACCCCUUCCGGGAGCCCAGAUCCUGUGCUUUACUCUGAAGACUCUAGGAGAGAAGUUCACUGAGGAAUGCCUUCAAGCACAAAGUGAUGAAUGACUGCCUUCAAGUCUCAAGAAAACACUUUUCCCUAACUUUUAGAGAUAUUUCAGCCCUUUCCUGUGGCCUGGUCCUAUAGCCAAAAUCACAGAUAUUCAUGAGUUUCUACUUGAGUGAGGAAACUGGGUGAAGGAAUAGAGUUUUAAAUAGGAAUAGCUUGUUUUUUUGUGCAAGUACUUUUAUACAUAAGAUAAACGAAAACCUUACCACCAAACAUACCAAAAUGCACCUCUUUCACAAGUGAGUUACUAAGAUUUCUAUACCCGGAAUAUCAUGUAUGUUUCAUUUACUGGAUGUUUACAUUUUAGGAAGGAAAAGAGUUUUGUUUAUUUAAACAACUGAAUACUUAUAAACUGUUGUUCCUGGAAGACAUUUAUGCCAUAAAAAAUAUGUUCUUUUCUCAUGAAUUUACAAUUCCUAAAUGAAGACCAGAAAGUACAGAUUGCUGGGAGGAAGAAUAGGCUUUAUUAAUCAACUGAUGUCUUGAUUUUUCUAAAUGGGAAGAUUGUUUUAUUUUUAACACUAAUUAUGGGAGCAGAUUCUUAGCAAACUUCUUUGGAAAAGUUAAUGUUAUGAUGUGCAUUAGGCUGCCCCAUCAUGUAUAUAAAUGAAGCAGAUUUGAUCUUUGUAUUCUUACGUUCCUCUACUUUGUAGUUGUGGCUGUACUUAAAGAAAUACAGAAUUUCAUAUGCUUAAAAAUAUUUAAAAUGUGACCCACAGAACAUUGUAAAUGAUUAAAAACUAACAUGAAAAUAUUACAACCUAAAAGAAUUCUUAACUUCACAAGUGUUUCACUUUGAUGAUGUGCCUUUGAUUUAAUUUGGGACACUUUUUUAGAAGGAUACAUUAUUCGUGUUUGUAACAGUCUUUGAAGAGCUUGGAAAUAAAAUUUCUGCUUAAGUAA